CACAGCUGAGUCUCAUUUCGCUUGUUGAUUCCUAUGAGCAACAAGUGAAAUGCUUUUCCAGCAUUUUUAUAUUAUUUUUAUUAUUUUACUUUUAUUAUUCUUUUUUAUAUUCACUGAUUCCGCUACUGUUCCUACAUUAAUAUGCCUGAAAUGUGCCAAAGAUUUUGAUAAAAUAAAGGAUGAGUUUAUGCACAUAUUUGACAAGGAACACAAGCUUGGAUCUCCCAAACUGGAUUUUAUUAAACCAGUUUUAAAAAAAGCAUUUACUGCUGCAUUUGAGGGAGUUAUUGCCAAGAUGGAAGAGAGGAGACUGGAUAAUCGAGGGAUAAAUGAAUUGGCCAACGAGUUUAGAAAAAUAAUGAAAUCUAUUAAAGAUUCUAAAUUGACAGCAACCGAACUUAUCAAGGCCAUAGAAUCCAACUUCCAAGAGCUUAAACGGAAAGCCGAUAUUAUUGCUCAAACGUUUGAGAGAGAACGUUCAUGCCCCAAUCUGAAAGGUGGCUUCAAAUGUGGAGUUCUUGAGCAGAAAAUUAUUCAGUGCGGCACAUGUAAAGAACAGACUCUGUUGUGUGUCGGAGGCUCCACUGAGAACAAAUGUGAAGAAAUUCUAUCCCACUGCCUGAUGUGUGUGUGUCGUGCAGGAGUAUGUCACCACAGAACAACUAAGCAACCGUGCCAACCUUGCAAGGGCUACCAGAAGUGCCUCAAUGAGGUGUUACAUUGUAAAGGUGAGUUGUGUUCUCUUUUGGGUCUUGGUAGGGUUCUGGCUGGGCCGAUAAUCAGUCAGCACUUGAGAGCAGCUCAUUCAUUUUUAUUGCAAUAUUUGUAUCUUAUAGAUCAGGAUCUCCGAGUUGCAGAAGGCGAAGAUCUAAAAUUUGACUGCAACCUGAAUUUUCUUAACAGCGUUGAUGAAAAGUUUGAAUUUGUUUUAGAAAAGAGAGAAGAAUUGGACGUCUCACUCAUGCAGACCUCCAACAAACCGGACAUCUUUAUACACAAAGCCAACAAGGAUGUUUCAGGCCGUUACAGCUGUACGGCAAAAUCCAAAGAUGCAAUGUUUCCGAUAAGCAGAGUGGAUUUUACAGUAAAAGUUGUGAGCCCACGGAAACCUGAAUCUCUGGACUCAGUUCCACCUCCUGCUAGAAAAAUGAAAGAUAAAUUUAGAGAUAACCAGAUGGCCCAGGUCACAGUGAUAUGUGCUACUGUUAUCAUUUUGGCGUUUACUGCAUCAGUAAUGACUUGCAUAUGGUAAGUGUGCUUUAAUUAACAUUGGGAAUUAGCCUGUGGCACAUGGAAUGAUUCUCAAGCAUUCCUCCUAUUAUUGAUACCUAAAAUGCAGUUUCUAAAUAUCCCAAAUCACCCCUUCCCAUUUUAUUCCAUGGGUAUGGCCUGAGAAUACUAGUACCGGCCCUUAAUGUUCACAGUCAGCUGAAAAGGGCCAAGCUGGUGCUUUCAUGCAAUUCCUAUUAAACACAAAGGGGGGUGGCAGGAGAGAAUGUUUUACUAGAAUUGAGCUUUAUGGGGAGCUGUGAGAAAUAAGGUUAGACCCCUUGGAAGAAGCCUCACACGACUGUUUUUGAUGUUUCAGUUUAUAUAUAAGAGAAAAACACAGAGCAGAAGAGGCUCAGGCCCAGAAGAAACCAACGGUACUGGAAGAAGUAAAGAUCUCAAUGGAUAGUGAGAAGCCGGAAACUAGAGAAAAAGCAACACAAACAGAUGUCUGAGGGCAACAGAUAUUCCUUUCCUCUAUGGCUGUACCCCAACGUCAUUCUGUUACGUGUAUCAGCGCAGGUUAAAUGCCACAGAAACCCUAAAUGAUCUUAUUCUGCCCUGAGUACUUACACAGCGCUCUCUCUUUAUACCCCCUUAUUCUAACACUCAGUUGGUGAGGAAGGGCGAUCGAGGGAUGGUGGGCGGGUUGGGAGUAUAAAGAGGGAGCAGACGCUGCUGUUGUGUAUUCAGAGCUGACAGAUCAGAAGAUCUAUAGAUGGAAAGAAGAUCUCUGUGAUUAUAAAAUGUAACUAUAAAAUGAGCCUGUCCCACCGCUCAUGGACAAGGAGCCAAUGGGGCCGAACCGUUACUUGUGUUGUGGACAUCGCAGAAGAGUGUAAAAAUCUUUGUUUUUGUCUAUAAAAAUACAAUAAAUUAUGUUUUUAUUUUA
This is a messenger RNA of Xenopus tropicalis (tropical clawed frog), 2161 nucleotides long. RefSeq lists its product as uncharacterized. Gene Ontology annotation, cellular component: membrane. Bases 50 to 1252 code for a protein of 400 amino acids. The transcript is spliced from 9 exons. NCBI's taxonomy places the organism in Eukaryota, Metazoa, Chordata, Amphibia, Anura, Pipidae. The record is from RefSeq and is a predicted model, not a curated record.